Molecule: messenger RNA, 1211 nt
Organism: Cheilinus undulatus (humphead wrasse)
Lineage: Eukaryota; Metazoa; Chordata; Actinopteri; Labriformes; Labridae
Product: ependymin-like
Exons: 6
Coding region: 60-701 (213 amino acids)
Biological process (GO): cell-matrix adhesion
Cellular component (GO): extracellular region; lysosome
Molecular function (GO): calcium ion binding
Source: RefSeq, a predicted model, not a curated record
GUAACAGCAUAUUUGCCUUCCUGUGCAGUUGAGAGUGUCACAACAAAGCGUCAGCCAGCAUGAGAGCUCUCGUCCUGCUUGUGUGCCUGACGGCGUGCUGCCUGGCUCAGAGACCACAGCAAUGCAAAUCUCCUCCUCUGUUAUCUGGAGGCUUCUCAGUGGCGAGCUCAAAUGGGAAGCUGAUGGCCUUUGCCAAGUACAACUAUGAUGCACUGGGGAAGCGUAUUCGCCUGAGAGAGUUUGGAUCUUAUGGCAAUAAGAGCUUCCACUUUGAUGUGCUUCUGCUCUACAAUCAGGGUGUUCUGUAUAAGAUCAACUACAGGAACCAAACAUGUUGCAAGAAGGCGCUGAGCAUGGAAUUCCACCCUCUAGAGAUCCCAGAGAGCGCCAACCUGCUGGCACAGGAGGUGGUGGGCAGCUCUUCAGGUCCAUUUCAGGGAGUCCUGGUCAACACCUGGGCAGGGGAGAUGCAGCUAAAGAAGGGACAAGUGAAGUACAUCAGCUCUGUCACUCAGUUUGGAUGUGUUCCAGUCAGCACUCUGUAUCAUACGGAGAAAACUGGAUGGAUGGUGACCAGCUUCUACAACAAUGUAAUUGGAAUCACCGACCCUGGACACUUCAUCCCUCCAUCAUUCUGCAAGGAUGCAAAGAUGGAGAAAGAUGAUGGAGAGGAUCCGGUUGACUUCUAUGACUUAUUUUAAAACACAUAUGCGGGGCACUGUUAGGGAUGACUAAUGUUUGACUCUUUGCACUUUACUCAUCUUUGCUGUAACUUUUUUUAAAAGGCAGUCUUGUAUGGGUGGCAUUUAUUGACACUUUUUAUAUUAAUCAUAUUCAGUUCACUUGGAUUGAGCUAUCUGUAAUAUGAUUCUGUGUGUAUUUUUGAACUAAAAUAACCCAUGUAUUGUAGGUUUGAUAUGCCUUCAACUGUGUCUGUGUCUAAACGACUGAUGUAAGACACAUUUACUACAAAUCAAAGGGAAUAGAUGAGAUAUGCACUAUAUAAAUGAACUGUGAUUUAACACUAGAUAUUCAGUCAUGUUAAAAUGUUUUGUUUGAUCAAAUAUUUGUUUAGUAAGAUAUAUCUCCUUAAUGAAGCACUGAAUUUAUUCCUUCCAUCAGCUCCUGUUGUAUAGAAGUCCCAGUCUGCAAUUAUAAAUGAAGUUAAAACUUAUGAAGCACAAAUAAAACAAAGCAAUGCAUUCAUAAAA